GGACCGUCGAAACCAAGCCAUCGAUCUGUCCUGUCUUGAUGCUCGCUCGUCUCUCAAGUUUCCCUCUCCCUUACCCAUCUCUCUUCAAAGUGCCUCUAAGCCGAUGAUUUUCGACAUGGCGAAUCUCCAGCGGGUCUUCAUUUCCUUGAUGGUCAUUUUGACCGCCACGUUCCUUUUCAUGGGCCAAACUGCAGAAGCAGCCAAAGGGCCCAAGAUCACCCACAAGGUCUAUUUUGACAUUACCCACGGUGAUGAACCCCUAGGGAGAGUGGUCAUGGGUCUGUACGGCAAGACUGUUCCCAAGACUGCUGAGAACUUCCGUGCCCUUGCAACCGGCGAGAAAGGCUUUGGCUACGAGGGAUCCGCCUUCCAUCGAGUCAUCAAGAACUUCAUGAUCCAGGGAGGUGACUUUACAAGAGGAGAUGGCACUGGUGGAAAGUCCAUCUAUGGAGACAAGUUUGAAGAUGAGAACUUCAAGUUGAAGCACACCAAGAAGGGCUUGUUGAGCAUGGCGAACGCGGGCAAAAACACCAAUGGCUCUCAGUUCUUCAUCACCACCGUCGUCACCAGCUGGCUCGAUGGACGUCACGUGGUUUUUGGUGAGGUGCUGGAAGGCUACGAUAUUGUCGACAAGAUCGAAAAAGUUGCCACCAGCUCUGGAGACAAACCAGUCAAGCAGGUCAAGAUUGCGAAGAGUGGAGAGCUGGAGGUUCCAGCUGAAGGUAUUCAUGCCGAGCUUUAGAUUUGAGGGCAGGGGAUUGUACUGCUCUCGAACUUCAAUCGUGAGAAACAUGCACUGAGACCGUCUUGACAGAACCCCUUUAUUCUGAUGCACAUCCAGAAUACACGGUUGACGACAGUGCCGACCUGGCAAAAGACAAAAGUGAAUUGGAGACACCAGCUAAGGAGGUGCCUGCCGCAGCUGAUAGCACGAGUGCCGCUGAAGCCAUUCUCACCCAGUCAUAUGUGCAGAAGGCUGUGGCAUUUCUGGUGAUCUUGACCAUUAUCUUCCUGGUCGUCCGCCGACGGAGGUCGACAUAUACAAAGCUGGACGAGAAAAGCAUGGCUUAAACAGACUCAUGAAUGAAUGCACCAUGUUGACACACAUA
Messenger RNA from Exophiala mesophila, 1109 nucleotides. Its product is annotated as peptidyl-prolyl cis-trans isomerase B, variant 1. The record is from RefSeq and is a predicted model, not a curated record. The coding region runs from base 104 to 742 and encodes 212 amino acids. Gene Ontology annotation, molecular function: peptidyl-prolyl cis-trans isomerase activity. Gene Ontology annotation, cellular component: fungal-type vacuole; endoplasmic reticulum. Gene Ontology annotation, biological process: protein folding; protein peptidyl-prolyl isomerization. The transcript is spliced from 3 exons. NCBI's taxonomy places the organism in Eukaryota, Fungi, Ascomycota, Eurotiomycetes, Chaetothyriales, Herpotrichiellaceae.